AUGCGUCUCUCGGUGCUCAAGGCGGCCCACAGCGCGACGCGCGACCGGUUGAUAGCGACACAGACGGAGCUGCGUCGGCUGCAGCGCGAGAUUGCUCUUGUCGAGUGCAAGACGCUGCCGCAAGUGCCCCAGUACAGGUUCGGCUCAAGUGCUGAGGUUACAUCCCCGCACGAGGCGUACGCUGCCUUCCAAGAGCGCACGGAAGCAACUGCACGCUUCGCGGCCAUGCAAGCCGUCGUGGCCCAGCUACAGCAGAACCAAGCCGCGCUCGAGAAAGAUCAUGGCGAGUUGAAGAUGAAAGUAAACCGACUCUCGGCGGCGCUGGAUCGACCGAUCGCGUAG
Messenger RNA from Saprolegnia parasitica CBS 223.65, 342 nucleotides. RefSeq lists its product as hypothetical. The transcript has a single exon. NCBI's taxonomy places the organism in Eukaryota, Oomycota, Saprolegniomycetes, Saprolegniales, Saprolegniaceae. The record is from RefSeq and is a predicted model, not a curated record. Bases 1 to 342 code for a protein of 113 amino acids.